UUGGAGCAUCCUGAACCUUCGUCUUCAGUGCUUUUGAUUCUGAUCGACGACGAUCGGCGUGAGAGUGAGGAAGAGAUACUCGUCAAAGACGAACCAAAGCCAUCGUCCUCAUCCUCACAGCAGCCCGAAAAGACUAUGGCUGCGACGGAGGCCAAAUAUGUCGACUGUGACGAGUCCGACGGAUUCGAGACUGCCAGCGAAAGGGAAAUUAGCGACGAAGAAAGUGAAGAAGAAGAUGAUAGCAAAAACGACGCCGUUACGAUCCAGGAGGAACCACAUCUGUAUGAUGAAACGGAGAAGAAGGAAGAGCAGAUUGAGCUAACGAGAGAAGGAGAAGCCAUUGCUGAAGUCGGAUUAAACCAGGAGGAAGCCAUGGCAGAAGCAAAUGAAGCUAAAGUGGAAGGAAACAAAUUGUUCGUAAAUGGCCUUUACGAAGAGGCAUUGUCAAAGUAUGCCCUUGCUUUAGAGCUCGUUCAGGAGUUUCCCGAAUCAACAGAGCUUCGAUCCAUUUGCCAUUUAAACAGAGGUGUAUGUUUCCUCAAAUUGGGUAAACAUGAAGAGUCGGUCAAGGAAUGCACAAAGGCACUAGAGCUAAAUCCUACUUAUACUAAAGCCUUGGUUCGAAGAGCAGAAGCACACGAGAAGCUUGAACACUUUGAAGAAGCUAUCACGGACUUGAAGAAGAUCAUAGAACUUGAUCCUUCAAAUGAUCAAGCUAGGAAAGGGAUUCGACGGCUUGAACCUCUUGCUGCCGAGAAGCGAGAAAAGAUGAAAGAAGAGGCUAUAACUAAGCUGAAGGAGAUGGGAAACUCGAUUUUGGGUCGAUUUGGGAUGAGUGUGGACAACUUCAAGGCUGUUAAAGAUCCCAACACUGGCUCCUACUCUCUUUCUUUCCAAAACUAG
Molecule: messenger RNA, 903 nt
Organism: Thlaspi arvense
Lineage: Eukaryota; Viridiplantae; Streptophyta; Magnoliopsida; Brassicales; Brassicaceae
Source: the annotation of a GenBank genome assembly